AUGUCGUCUGAUUCGAGCUAUACUCGGUGUGUAGUGUGCUUCCAUGGAUUGAUUGCAAAUGUGUUGACUUCAAACACAGACAAGAACCCAUCACGGCGAUAUUACAGAUGUCCAAAUGAAGAUGAUGAGAAAUGUAAGUUCUUUCAAUGGGUUGAUGAAGAAUUACCUUCAUUCAAAAAGGUUAGAUUUUUGAAGUUGAAGUCUCAGAAUAAUCUGUUGGAGGAGCAAUUAAAGUGCACAAAAUAUUAUGAGAGUUUGCUUGCUGAGAAGCUAGAAUUGAAGGAGAAUGAAAUAACUAGGCUACAAAACAAGCUCGAUGAUUUGGAGAAGACCAUUGCACAGCUAGAAUUGAAGGAGAAUGAAAUAUUUAGGCUGCAAAACAAGAAUGAAGAUUUGGAGAAGACCAUUCAUGCCAUGUGCAAGCUACAAAACAAGAAUGAAGAGCUGGAGAAGGCCAUUCAUGCAAUGUGCAAGAGAAAGAAGAUUGAGAGAAAAUUGAUUUUGUUAGUUUUAGUUUUUUGUGUGGCUAUGUAUUGGAAUGGAGUUGGAAAUGGAAAUGGUAGACUGAUGCUUAAAUAG
This is a messenger RNA of Striga asiatica, 579 nucleotides long. NCBI's taxonomy places the organism in Eukaryota, Viridiplantae, Streptophyta, Magnoliopsida, Lamiales, Orobanchaceae. The record is from the annotation of a GenBank genome assembly.